Molecule: messenger RNA, 1065 nt
Organism: Penicillium bovifimosum
Lineage: Eukaryota; Fungi; Ascomycota; Eurotiomycetes; Eurotiales; Aspergillaceae
Product: Rab geranylgeranyltransferase BET4
Exons: 4
Coding region: 1-1065 (354 amino acids)
Biological process (GO): protein geranylgeranylation
Cellular component (GO): Rab-protein geranylgeranyltransferase complex; cytoplasm
Molecular function (GO): Rab geranylgeranyltransferase activity
Source: RefSeq, a predicted model, not a curated record
AUGCCUACUCACGGUGUGCCCCGAUACAAACCAGUUGAGAAGUCCGCCGAAGCAAGACAGCAGGAGUUGCAGAAGAUAGAAAACUACAAGGACCUCGAGCGUUUAGUAUCUGAAAAGAUUGCUGGACAUGACUACACAACCGAGACCUUGAAGAAGAUCUCGGAGUUGCUGUCUAGCAAUCCAGAAUACUACACAGUAUGGAACUACCGCCGGCAGGUAUUGCAGUAUCAGUUCUCCCAAGCAGGAGAUUCAGGCGAUGAGACUGCUGCCAGUUCAAUCGCACAAUUAAUCAUAACUGAUUUACAAUUCUUGAUUCCCCUUCUCAAGAGCUUCCCCAAAUGUUACUGGAUUUGGAACUAUCGUCUAUGGCUGCUGGAUGAGGCUCGUCGUCUAUUACCCACUUCCGAGGCCCGACAAAUGUGGCAGCAAGAACUUGCUCUUGUGGGCAAGAUGUUGACUCUGGAUAGCCGGAAUUUCCACGGGUGGGGUUACCGGCGCUUCGUGGUUGAGACAUUGAAGGAGCUUGGCACCGCGGAAGAAGCAACAAGCAUGACGCAGAAGGAGUUCGAAUAUGCAAAGAAGAUGAUCGGCGCCAACCUAUCAAACUUCUCCGCGUGGCACUACCGGACGAAGCUCAUCCAAUCGUUACUAGAUGAGCAAUCUGCCAGUGAUGACGACCGGAAAAGAAUGUUAGAUGAGGAACUAUCGCUCAUUCAUCAGGCUUUCAUUGAUCCAUAUGACCAGUCUCUUUGGUUCUAUCACCAAAAUUUGAUGAGUGUGUUUGACCCGUCCAUGGCUGAACGGACUAUGGCUCCCAAUUUGAGCUCAUCCGACCGGUUGGAAUACAUCAGAAAUGAGAUCGAAGAGAUUAAAGACAUGAUGGAUGGGGCAGAAGACUGCAAAUAUAUCUACCAGGCAUUGAUCGAGUGUACUCUACUUGCUUCCAAGGUGGAGGGCAGCUUAUCUUCUGAGGAUCGAGAGCAGAUUCUGAGCUGGCUUUCAGAAUUAAAGAAGCUGGAUCCACUGCGACGAGAACGAUGGCUUGAUUUUGAAAAGACCCUGUGA